AUGGAUGAGAAGCACCGAAAUAUUUCCAGCUCCUCCAUGGGGAAGCUGGUUGCUUUUUCGCAUCCGAAUGAUGCAUUGGGUCCUUACUGGACCGAUUCAAAUACACCUACUCGAAGAAACUCUAUCCGUUCUGCUUAUUCACGUUCGGACGACCCCCAUGACUCUGCUGCCUCUGGACUCGACGAGGAGGCUCAACUGCCCAUCAAACGCAAAGGCACACCAGUUUUCGACGCUGCGCAUGAUUCGGACGGAACCAAAUCACCUCCAGCGGUAGAUCCCUACGACCCUAACCGCCCCAAGCUCGCCAUUAAGCAACGCCUCCAUCACUUCACAUGGGCUUGGUACACCUGGCCCAUGAGUACGGGAGGUUUGGCAUUGCUCAUUGGCAGCCAACUUAAAACGUUUCCCGGCCUCGAAAGUAUCGGUUUCGGCGUAUACUUCAUCAACCUUGUUCUCUUCUCUGCGGUCACGAUUGGCCUUGCCCUCCGUUUCUGGUUUCAUAAAGGCGACUUCGUGCGUUCCAUCACCCAUCCUCGAGAGGGUUUCUUUGUACCAACUGCGUUUCUUGCAUUCGCAACCAUCAUCACGAGCACGCAUAGAUACUGGAUCCCCGAUAAUGAUUCAGCACUGUCGUGGGCCAUCCAGGGCGUUUUCUGGGGAUAUGUUCUUCUCACUCUUGCCCUUGCGAUCGGCCAGUACAGCUAUGUCUUUUCUUCCCACAGUCAUGGACUUCAGACUAUGGUGCCCACCUGGAUUCUUCCCAUCUUCCCCAUCAUGCUGUCGGGUACAAUUGCGUCCGUCAUCGCGAAAACCCAAGCCGAAAUUUCCAUCUUGCCUGUUGUUGGAACCGGUCUUACCUGCCAGGGACUUGGUCUGUCGGUCGCAAUGCUGAUGUAUGCACACAUGAUUGGACGACUUAUGCAGACCGGUCUGCCCAACCGUGAGCAUCGACCCGGCCUAUUCAUGUGCGUCGGCCCUCCCGCCUUCACAGCGCUGGCUAUUAUCGGUAUGGCCAAGUCUCUUGAGCGCUCAUCUGCCCUCAAUGGCUUGUUGUUAGACAAGGUGAUUCUCUACAACAUGGCCAUCAUCUUCGCUGUGUUCCUUUGGGCACUGAGCCUGUGGUGGUUUGGCAUUGGAGUGGUCGCCGUGCUGCAGUCACCUCCCAAAUAUUUUCAUCUUGGUUGGUGGGCUGCUGUCUUCCCCAACACAGGUUUCACUCUGGCGUCCAUCUCUAUGGCCAGGGAGUUUGGAAGCGAGGCUCUCAUGUGGUGCACCACUGUCAUGAGCAUCGUGAUGAUUUGCAUCUACUUGUUUGUUCUUACGUUCCAAAUUCGGGCUGUGAUUGUCCAGGACAUUAUGUAUCCUGGUAGGGACGAGGACGUGGAAGACCACUAG
Akanthomyces muscarius is the source of this 1395-nucleotide messenger RNA. RefSeq lists its product as uncharacterized. Gene Ontology annotation, biological process: malate transmembrane transport. Gene Ontology annotation, molecular function: malate transmembrane transporter activity. Bases 1 to 1395 code for a protein of 464 amino acids. The transcript has a single exon. NCBI's taxonomy places the organism in Eukaryota, Fungi, Ascomycota, Sordariomycetes, Hypocreales, Cordycipitaceae. Gene Ontology annotation, cellular component: membrane. The record is from RefSeq and is a predicted model, not a curated record.